Messenger RNA from Trichoplax adhaerens, 1515 nucleotides. RefSeq lists its product as uncharacterized. Gene Ontology annotation, cellular component: membrane. NCBI's taxonomy places the organism in Eukaryota, Metazoa, Placozoa, Uniplacotomia, Trichoplacea, Trichoplacidae. The coding region runs from base 1 to 1515 and encodes 504 amino acids. The transcript has 9 exons. The record is from RefSeq and is a predicted model, not a curated record.
AUGGCUAGCUCGUGGAUGUCGCUAACAAGAUGGUUAAGCAUCGCUGUGGUAUUGGUUUUACCGAUUUCGGGUUUUCCGAGCCAAGAUUUACAGCAACUUGGCCUUACACUUGAUCAACAAAGUGCACUUAGCGACGCAGUGCAGUUAAAUUGUGGAUUUGAAAGCGAUUUUUGCCAGUGGAAAAACAUGAUCAUCGACGAUUUCGAUUGGAGUCGUAGGCAAGCGAUGAGUUGUACCCCUGAUACAGGACCUAUAUUUGAUCAUACUUUCACCAAUGUCUCAGGCACUUUCGCUUUAGCUAAUGUAGCAUCUUAUGCUGCUAAUAAUCGGGCAAUCUUAUUUAGCCCUCUCAUAACUAGCGCUCAAACCAGAUGUUUAAGGUUUUGGUAUAAUAUGUACGGACAAGAUGUUAAUGAGCUCUUUGUAGUUAUCUCCAAUGCUGGCAAAGUAUGGAAUAAAGUAGGUAAUCAAGGACGACAAUGGAAUUUGGCCGAAAUUGACAUUAGUAGUAGCUACCUAAACUACACGAUCUAUAUUGGUGCAGUGAGGGGAAAUGGAGUACAAGGAGAUAUUGCCCUAGAUGAUGUAACAGUUACUAACCAAUUAUGCAAUAAUCCAUGCGAUGCCAGUCCUUGUCUUAAUGGUGGAACUUGCGUACCGGUUAAUGCUCAAAACUAUACCUGCACAUGUACUAAUGAUUACUCAGGCCAAAACUGUCAAACCUUUGUCAAUGUCCAGGUUCGAUUAGUUAACGGCAAUAGUACGUCUGGGCGAGUAGAAGUUUACUAUGGCGGCGAAUGGGGUACAGUCUGCGAUGAUAUCUGGGAUAUCAAUGAUGCUACAGUAAUUUGUCGUCAAUUAGGCUAUCCAGGGGCGGUUGCAGCUAUCAGAAAUGGAGGAUUCGGUGCAGGUACAGGUACUAUUCUCUUGGAUGAUGUCGCUUGCAACGGCAACGAAAAUAAAAUUGAAGACUGCUCUCAUUCUGGAUGGGGUCAAACCAAUUGCAAUCAUAAUGAAGAUGCAGGAGUUGUAUGCCAAGCCAAGGUUCGCUUAGUUAACGGUGGAGCGGAUUAUGGAAGAGUUGAAGUGUAUCAUGAUGGAAGUUGGGGAACUAUCUGCGACGAUAGUUGGACUAAUACUGAUGCUAGUAUCGUUUGUAAGCAACUUGGAUUUACUGGAGUCUCAGAAGCUGUUUGUUGUGGUACUUAUGGCGCUGGCACUGGCACGAUUUGGAUGGAUAAUGUUUAUUGCGUUGGCACUGAGAAUUCUAUACUAGAAUGUUCUCAUAACGGCUGGGGUGUUAAUAACUGUCAACAUACUGAAGAUGCUGGGGUUCGUUGCCAAGUUUCUAGCCGUAAACGUAAAUUAGACCAUGAUAUUAAAAAGCUGGCCAGUGAAUUACGUGCUGGUAGAAAUAGAAAUCAUGAGGAUAUGAACUUUUUAAGGAUGAUGAGAAUGGAAUAUGAACAACACCGACGAGAUAAUAAGAACGACGACGAUGACGAUAGUCCGUAA